AUGUCAUCCUACACCGUCCAGCAUCUGGACUCGAGAACCUCCUACGCUCGUCCCUACAUCCUCCACAAUCCUCACCACGCUUCUCCAUCUUCCUCAACAUCCUCUCUCAACCCAUCCGUCGAGGCCUUUCAUCGCACGUUACCCGACUACAACGAAACAAGCCUCCACAAUCUGUCCUCCAUAGCCGAAGAACUAGGUCUCAAAUACGUCUUCCUCAAAGACGAGUCCACUCGAUUCGCUCUACCUGCUUUCAAGAUUCUCGGCGCGAGUUGGGCGAUCCAUCGAGCGAUUUGUCAGGAGCUUGCUCUACCCAAUGAUGCUUCGCUAGAGGAUGUCAAGCAGGCACUCAGGCCAACGGAGAAGGAUGUGAGGCUGGUGCUCUGCUCUGAGGGCAAUUGGGGUCGGGCAUGUGCGCGAAUGGGUAAGAUCCUCAACCUUUCGGUGACCAUUUACGUGCCGGGGUUCAUGAGCGAGUAUAUGCAGAACCUUCUCCGUGGCGAAGGGGCGGAAGUCAAAGUCCUAAAGGAAGGGACUUACGAUGAUUCAAUUGCUGCGGCAUUGGAGGACUCUGAGCGCAGCGGUGCGUUACUGGUGAUGGAUACCAGCUGGGAGGGCUAUGAGCAGAUUCCGAAGUGGGUAACAGAAGGCUACGCAACCAUGCUCACCGAGACCGACCGCCAAGUCGCUGCCAUCACUCCCGAAAAUCCGAACACAUUCUUCGUCUCCGUCGGCGUCGGAUCCUGGGCGCAUUCCGUCGUGGCUCACUAUACCUCCGCCAACACAUCCAAUCGCAUUGUGACCGUUGAACCCAUUGCCGCGCCGUCCUUCAAAGAGUCGCUCCAUAUCGGCUACCCGACUCCGAUCGUAACAGGUGAAACGAUCAUGGCGGGAAUGAACUGCGGUACGACGAGUGCGUUGGCGUGGUCGGUCUUGCGGGAUGGAGUGAGUGAUGCCGUCAUUGUAGGGGAGAAUGAGGCGCAUGAUGCGGUCGAAGAGUUGAAGGGCUUGGGUGUGAGUGCUGGGCCUUGUGGUGCGGCGACAUUGGCGGCGUUGAGGAGAUUUGUGGAGAGGAUCAGUGCGGAGGAGAAGGCGGAGAUGAGUGUUGUGCUGUUCAGUACGGAAGGAGCGAGGGAGUAUGUGGUGCCGGAGUGA
Zymoseptoria tritici IPO323 is the source of this 1152-nucleotide messenger RNA. RefSeq lists its product as uncharacterized. The record is from RefSeq and is a predicted model, not a curated record. The transcript is spliced from 2 exons. Lineage: Eukaryota; Fungi; Ascomycota; Dothideomycetes; Mycosphaerellales; Mycosphaerellaceae. Bases 1 to 1152 code for a protein of 383 amino acids.